CAAUUCAUCCACCUUCCUUUCACUCCACCACCACUAGCCGCCCUCCUCACCUCUCCUCUCCUCUCCUUCCCUUCCCCAUCUCACCUCUCCAUCCCCUGUUUUCUCAGCUCCUCUCCAAUCCUCCCCUCUCCUCUUCUUUCCCCACUAUGUGGGCACUAGUUAUGCUCCUAUGGAUUCUUAAGAUCAGUCAUUUGUGCUUUGGACAAGACUACGUGGACUAUUACCAAGCUGGAAACAUGGGCACUGAGGCUCCGGUGUUGUCAGACGAUCAGCCCCAGUUGGAGACAGUGACCGAUGUGGAUCAACUACUGCAGCUCUUAUACCCCGAGUACAGGGUGCUUCAGCAAUGCCUGAGGAAGAAAUCAUGGCACGCCACCUCCUCCUCCUCCUCCUCCUCUUCUUCCUCUCCUUCUUCUACCUCUUCGUCCUUUCCUCCACCCCACCACUCGAACGAUGACGACCUGUGGGGUCGGCCGAGGGAGGUGGCUCUGUUCAAAGCUGACGGGACACUGGCAGUCAUUCUAGAAGAGAUCCAGCAAACGGCAUGUCGGCCCAGAGAGGUGUGCGUCGAGGUCGCCAAAGAAUACCCAGAAGCCACCAGUCAAUUCUACCUCCCUCGCUGUGUGUCGCUGCAUCGCUGCGGCGGAUGCUGCAACAACGAGGCUUUUUAUUGCACUAACACAAGUCACACGCUCGUCAACAAGACAUUGAUGGAGCUGUCCCCGCCCAGGAUGGAUCGCACUGUUGUCAUGGUAACCUUCGUCAACCACACCUCCUGCGAGUGCCUGUCCAAACGGCCGCUCCACUCCAUUAUAAGGCGAGCUGCAACAGAUCACUUGUGUUCUCCUCCCCAAGUUCCCUGUGCUUCAGGGCUAUUAUGGGACCCAGUCAACUGUGUGUGUGUCCCUAGUGACAGCAGUAACUACUCUGACAGCGAGAUCGAGGUUCUGGACUCGGGGCUGCUGGCUCUCUGUGGGCCCAACAGAGUUUUGGAGGAGUCAACCUGCGAGUGCGUCUGUCGCAACGGACUCACCGAGGCCAGCUGCGAUCCAGGCUGGAGACUGGACCACAACACCUGCGAAUGCCAGUGUGAGUUUCAAGGAGAAGGGAAGCGGUGUCCCCCAGGCCAGCGCUGGGACGUGGAGUUGUGUGGCUGUGUGUGUGAGGCACAGUGUCCCGGGAAUCAGCCCCUCAACCCUGACACCUGCCUGUGUGAGUGCAGAGAGAGUGCACAGUCCUGUCUGCGGCAAGGCAAGAGAUUCAACCGUAACACCUGCAGUUGUUACAGGUUGGCUUGCAGAAAGCCCAGACGGCUGUGUCAGAAUGGGUUUCAUUACAGCCAUCAAGUCUGCCAGUGCAUUCCCGACUACAUGCGGCCUCAGUGGAAUUAACCAAUCACAGGACGACGAAGAAGCAGAACUGGCUGUCAGCGGACUGCGAACUGGGAUUGUACUCGGAACAGCAAUUUUCUGGCUUUCAUCCCAAAGGCUAGAAACUCUUUGUCCCACCUGCCCAGUAAUGAGGAGGGGCAGGAGGGUGGAACUCCUCAUUCACGGGAGGGCAGGAGAGUGGAACGAGACAAUAACAUGUGGUAUAGGUGAGUGGAAUUGGAUUUCAACGGGCUGCAAGCAGCACAAGGGCGGGCUGAUGGCAACAAUGUCUGUGCUCUGACCCUCUUUGUGAAAGAAAGAAACUCUCUGACCCAGUUUCCCUAAGGGACUAUGCGAGAGGGGAGCUACCGUCUGAAAUCAAAGACCAAAAUGGCCAGGUGCGGCAUGGCGGGCUUAAGCACUGAAAUGACAGAAGACAGGCCCAAUCACAUAAUGAGACAAUUAGCUCAGACCAGUCACAAGGACAUGGUGCUGAAAAAUGACAAACAAAAGAGCGAUGACUGACAAUAAAACCUUACCGCCAAUGAAAACAACAUCAUGGAGUGACCUUAGCCAAGAGAGGAAGACAGAUAUCUGACUGUGGGACUCUUUGCAAAGAGGGAGAGCAGAGUGGACCAACCUGAUAGACCAGAAGCUUACUGAAAAAAGGACCACAGUAGGGAACUGGAGUUAUAAUGCGUGCGGGCAUGUCCUGGCUUUGUUCCCAAAGCUUAUUACAAAAGGCCUGACUGGAACGAACCAAUCACAGCAUGAGGGCAGACUGAAACAGGCUAGUGACAGACCCAAUUCCUAUGAUGCAGCCGGUGUCCAUAGCUGCUUUGACCACUACUGGGCCUUCAAUUUAGUUGUCUGAGGUGAAGAUGGUGAAAAAAAAAAAUCUUUUGGUAGCAUGUUCAGCCAUCAUUUGUGAGUCCAGCUUUCUGUGAACGGAGUGAUGUUUAGGACGAGUUUUGUAUUUUGUUUUGAUUUGUCGCUUCCUGCUCAGAAUAAAACCCAACACUCAAAUUUCAAUUUGGCAUAUAGGGCAAAAUCUACAGCAUCUCAAUUGAGGGAGGAUGAUAAGCUCAUCUAUGUCACAACUCUAAUUUGUGAUUUAGGCUGACAAUACGGGUGUGUUUGCAUAUGAAAAGCACGGAAAAUCUAAGAUUGUCCAUUCAGAUCAACUGUUUCCUGUGGUGGGAUGUGCGUACCAAGUAAUACCAGUCACACACCCACAAUCAACCUCAUUUCCCCAUAAAAAGUUUGAUUCUGAGUGUAGUGGGAUUUUACGUCAGAUCUUCUCAUGAAAUUCAACUACUCACAUUCUCCAGUCUGUAAAAUGCCUGUGUCACCUCUGUGUGUCAUGCAGGGCCAACAGACUCCAAUUUGUCACAGCAGAUGAUUAACUGGUUUAUUUUAGUAUCUAUCAGGAUACAGUUCUGGGUCUCCUCUUUAUUUCACAUUAUAUGCUCUCCUAAGUAAUAUUAAUUGAAAAUAUUUAUAAUUUUAAGCAUAUUUAAAACACUGAUACUUUAAGGACAAAAUCAUCUGUAGUUAUAAAAUAUUUAACAAUAGAUAUCAUAUGUUUUCCUAAAAUUAAAGGAGCAUUUUGGAAUGAAACCCUUCAUGACUUUUACUUAAGUCACUCGCUCGGUUCAGGUUUCAGUGUCUGUAAACUAGAGCGACUAUUACAAAUCAAAGAAAAGUGAAGGAGAACGGAUGCUGUUGUGCCGAUGUGUCUGUCCAUAUUUUUGUAAUAUCAGUGGUGAUUGGGAAUAAUUUUAGUUUUUGUUUCUGCUUUUAUACUAAAAUUGAUCUUAAUAAUUCUCCUGAACACUGGUCCUGUUCUUUAAACUAAAUAUUUUUUGUUCUUUUUUUUUUUUUAAUUACCAGUUUUUCCCAGAAACACCUGCAAUGUUUUUGCUGUGAUAACUCGCCACUGCUUAAUGGAUGUGGGGGAAAACAUGAUUUCAAAUACAUUUUUCUUUAUUUUUAUGCCAUUACCGAGUAUUUAAAAUAGUCCUGAUUGACUCAAAGUACUGAUUAAAAACCUUGACAGA
Myripristis murdjan (pinecone soldierfish) is the source of this 3430-nucleotide messenger RNA. Its product is annotated as vascular endothelial growth factor C-like. Gene Ontology annotation, cellular component: membrane. The record is from RefSeq and is a predicted model, not a curated record. Gene Ontology annotation, molecular function: vascular endothelial growth factor receptor 3 binding; chemoattractant activity; growth factor activity. The transcript is spliced from 8 exons. Gene Ontology annotation, biological process: induction of positive chemotaxis; positive regulation of angiogenesis; response to hypoxia. NCBI's taxonomy places the organism in Eukaryota, Metazoa, Chordata, Actinopteri, Holocentriformes, Holocentridae. Bases 147 to 1391 code for a protein of 414 amino acids.